This is a messenger RNA of Microdochium trichocladiopsis, 1503 nucleotides long. RefSeq lists its product as uncharacterized. The record is from RefSeq and is a predicted model, not a curated record. The transcript has 3 exons. NCBI's taxonomy places the organism in Eukaryota, Fungi, Ascomycota, Sordariomycetes, Xylariales, Microdochiaceae. The coding region runs from base 1 to 1503 and encodes 500 amino acids.
AUGGACAAUCCCGCCUUCAAAGACUGGCAGCAGGGUUUCUGCCCCUUUGACGCCAUCGGCUUCGCCCACCUCACACCGUCACCACCAAGCCAAGACGACUUUGCGAAAGCAGUCCGCGUCGCGCGUUUCGUGACCGACCCAGCGCGCAUCCAGAAAGCAGGCGAGGCCGCUUCAAGGCUGCCGUAUACACGAGAACAGGUGGACCAGGCAGUCAAGUACUUCACUCAGCACGGCAGCAGCAGUAAUUACAACCCAACGUCUGCGGAGGACGAAUUAUUGGAUCCGGUGGCGUGGGAGUGGGCGUUCCAGGAGAUUGUCGUCUUCCAGUAUCGUCAUGUCUAUGUACGGCACUGGGCGCCGGAGAGACUGCGUUGGGAUCAGGUUGUUCUCGAGGAUGCCAUUGCCGUCGACCUCGCUCCGCCGGUAAUCUCAACACGCAAGGCAGAUGAUAAUGAAGGACAAGACAAGAACGACGAAAAGCAAACACUGGCCCACAACAACUCGACUCAGGUGCAGAAAGGACAGAGCUGUGGCAAGGUGGCGGAAGACAUGACCACUGAGGCUGUCAACACCAAGAUUGCCACCACAGGCGCCAUCUUCGAGCCCACGACGCCUGCCCGCCUUGGUCUGUUCGAUGCUCAGUCAACACAAAUCGAGGAGACAGGCCAGAGACACCGCUUCUUCUCUACCCGACUUGGUCAUCACGCAAAACGCCAUACCGAGAAUGACAACAACACCAUCAUGGCCCAGCCAGUCCGACACCCCUCCCUCCUCUCACCAACAUCCCACUCAUCCCCGGCUGCCAAUAAUUACCAACGUCCCCAGGACCGCAACCGCAACACCACCCGCUCAUCCCACCGACGCGUCCACCACACCGGCGUUAUCCUCGGCCACCACCGCCGCCAGCUGCACAGCCUCCCAGCACAUCUCCGCGGCAGACCAUCACCAUCAGUAGCAUCACCAUCAGUAGCAGAAGCAUCUCCAACCGGCCCCACUGUGGCCCCUGCCACGACGGGCAACCUGCAACACAACAAGGACUACCGCCAGGCCGUGCACAGCGUGGUGGACGCGCUGGGGCGGGUGCAGCGCUGGCUGCGCGCGACCAACAUGGCGGGGGAGCUCGUGCCGCGCGAGUACCGGCUCCCCGGGGUGGGCAUGAUCGACGGCGCGAGUAUCGUGUACCGGCCUCGGUUUCGGGCCAUGGGCCACGAGGCGAUCAACGACGAGAUGGGUAUGCUGUCAAAGCAGCCAGGCACGCGUGGCAGUACACAGAUGGGCUGGGAGGUGCUUUUUGGGGUAGAAGGCAGAAAUGGAAGUUGGGGAUGGGCCUGGCCCUCGCUCAACGUGCCAGCACGACCAUGUGCGCAACUGGUUGAGCUCGGCACCGAUAUCAUUCCUCCUUGCCUCAGUCCUGAGCACCCAAAGGCAGACACAAUCACUCCUCGCAAGCGGGCCACAGCUGACGCCCGAUCCCGGCUGAGACAACGGGAAUCUGCCUCUUGA